Messenger RNA from Fusarium redolens, 951 nucleotides. RefSeq lists its product as uncharacterized. Bases 1 to 951 code for a protein of 316 amino acids. The transcript has 2 exons. The record is from RefSeq and is a predicted model, not a curated record. Lineage: Eukaryota; Fungi; Ascomycota; Sordariomycetes; Hypocreales; Nectriaceae.
AUGACCGAAAACAGACAACGCAGCGUACUUGUUACUGGAGCCAAUGGAUAUAUAGGUUCAGCAGUUUGUCGAGCCUUUGUUAGAGCAGGCUGGAAUACCUAUGGUCUCAUUCGAAACCCGCAAGCUCGAGAGGAACUUGCACUUUCUGAAAUUAUUCCGGUGGUGGGAGCUUUCACCGAUCUCAGUUUCCUGGAAACUCUUUCCCAAGAGGUCAACACUUUCGAUACAAUAGUCAGCUGCACGGAAAAGAUCCCAGGCUAUGCUGCACACUUCGAAGAGGUUAUGGCUUUUGUCAGGAAACUGGCUGAGAGGAGCAACGAGAAUGGAGUUCGGCCUCUAGUUCUCUGGUCGUCUGGAUGCAAGGACUAUGGCAUGACUGGUCUCCACGGUACACCUGGCCUUGCGCCUCAUACUGAAGAGUCGCCAUUGAAUGGACCAGAGAUGUUGAAGGAGCGUACGACAAACUCUGCCAAGGUCUUCGACUACACGGACCUCUUCGAUGCGGCAGUCAUCAGACCAACAUGCGUCUUUGGAUAUUCAAACAGCUACUACGGCGCUAUAUUUAACUAUGCGGCUGAUCAGCGAGAAAAAGGAUCAGAAGUUCUUCGGGUUCCUGGGGAUCCCAACAGCAUCAUGCACGCAACUCAUACACUCGAGGAGGUUGCAGGAGCUGUAGCCAAAGAGUACGGCUUUGAGAAAGGGGUUCAGUUCGUCUCAGCUUCUGAGGCAGAGCCAUCAUUUCCUCCAGGACUGCAUUUCGUCUUCAGCUUCAGUCAAUGGGUAGGAAGUAAAAAGCUGCGGUCCUUGACGGGAUGGAACGAUAAACGGGCGUUGUUCUCCCAAGGGAUACACGCUCAUAGGCUGGCCUACGAAGUCUAUAAGGGCCGGGGUCAUGCUAAUGUCGCUGAGAUACAGAAGAGGAUUGGAGGGAACUUUAAUGCAGAGAAUUAA